GGUGGAACCGUAGCUGUACAGAAACUUUUCUUUCGGUUACAAAAACUAAAAAGUAUUUUUUAGUGGUUGCAUUUGGUUUUGAUAUUUUUUGCUUUCAAUUUUUUAAUUAAAAAUAUAUUCGUUACUGCCCUUCCCCUUUCCUCCUCUUGGGAUUCCGUUAGUUCCUUGCCCCUUGUGUGACCCACGUGCUGCUCGUCCCCACCCCCCACCGGCUGAGUCGAGCUGAUUCCUAGCGGGGAAAGCCCCUUAACCCGCUUCCCCUCGCCCCUUCUCCAGGAAACUCCUCCCAGGAAUACCGUGGAAACGUCAGUCUUCCUUUCCUUGGAGACAGGGUUCAAAGUUCAUUCCACUUUCCAUCUGGAGCUCACUUGUGCAGCCGCUGCAGAAGAAGAAACCCCUGAAUUUCGAGCCCUGAGUCGAGCCUGCUGAAGGCAACUUCAACAAAGAUCAUGGGAGAUCAAGAACUACCUGGAGUUUUGGUGUCCGGACUCAAAGGACCACGGGGUGUGUGUGAGGACCAUGUCGGGGAGCUGCGGAAGCACUUUAAUCUCAUUACCAUGCAAGAGUUUUUGGAAAACAAAACACAAUUUAGUCAAAAGAUACAAGCUGUAUAUAUCUGGGGAGGAAAUCCAGUUAUUGACCUGGAGCUUCUGCAGAGCCUACCCUCCUUGAGGAUUAUUGCCAAUGGAGGAGUCGGCUUAGACCACCUCAACUUGAAGCUCAUUGCCAGCUUUGGCGUGAAGGUGGCCAACACACCACACGCUGUUUCAAGCCCCACAGCAGAUUUGGGAAUGGCCUUAUUGCUGGCUUCGGCUCGGAGAGUAGUGGAAGGUUAUCAGUUGGCUAUUUCACCAGAUACAGAGAACUUCCCCAUAAAUUGGAUGGGUGAAGAAGUGACAGGGGCCGUGCUGGGAAUCGUUGGCAUGGGCACCAUUGGCUACAAGAUCGCCCAGAGGGCCAAAGCGUUUGAAAUGCAGAUUCUGUAUCACAACAGGAACCGCAGGAAAUUGGAGGAGGAAGCAGCUGUUGGGGCCGUGUACUGUGAGAAGCUGGAUGACCUGCUGCGGCAGUCGGACUUCGUGAUGCUGGCAGUGACGCUGACCCCCCAGACACAGAAGCUCAUUGGGAAGCAGGAGUUGAAGCUGAUGAAACCCACGGCCAUUCUCAUCAAUAUCGGCAGAGGUCUGUUAGUUGAUCAAGAUGCCCUGGGGGAGGCGCUUCAGGCCGGAAUCAUUAAAGCCGCAGCACUGGAUGUAACAUACCCAGAACCUCUGCCAAGAGAUCAUCCUUUGUUGAAGUUGAAGAACAUCAUUCUGACACCUCACAUUGGAAGUGCUACUCAUCAAGCCAGACGACAAAUGAUGGAAAAUUUGGUCAAAAGCAUUCUGGCAUCUCUCAAUGGCCUUCCCAUUCCUAAUGAAGUGCUUCUUAAAUAA
Molecule: messenger RNA, 1436 nt
Organism: Choloepus didactylus (southern two-toed sloth)
Lineage: Eukaryota; Metazoa; Chordata; Mammalia; Pilosa; Megalonychidae
Product: glyoxylate/hydroxypyruvate reductase B-like
Exons: 6
Coding region: 450-1436 (328 amino acids)
Cellular component (GO): cytosol
Molecular function (GO): hydroxypyruvate reductase [NAD(P)H] activity; NAD binding; glyoxylate reductase (NADPH) activity
Source: RefSeq, a predicted model, not a curated record